Messenger RNA from Meloidogyne enterolobii, 2094 nucleotides. The record is from the annotation of a GenBank genome assembly. Lineage: Eukaryota; Metazoa; Nematoda; Chromadorea; Rhabditida; Meloidogynidae.
CUUUUUUUUAUCUUUAUUUUUUGUUGGUUUUCUUGUAUGAAUUCUUAAACAUGUUUUUUUUUUGUUUAACUUCAACUUUUUUUUACAAUCAAAUAUCUUUAUUUUUGGUAGAAUAUUUCGUUUAAGUUUUUUAGAGCGUUGGAUCAAUAAUUUCAUCAAAUUAAAUAAUUUAAAGAUGGAAAGGCCUGGUUCAGAUCUUGACAGCGAUGGAGAACUUAAAGGAGGCACUAAGGUGGUGAAUAGAAGGAAACUAAAAAAGGUUAUUUGACACUUAAUUUAGAUGACUAGUUAAAUAUGAAUUUUUGGUUACCUUUUAAUUUCUGUUCCUCGGAGGCAAAGGAAAUUGCUAAACAGAAUAAGCCUUCAACGUCAAGGCUUAAUGUUCGUCAAUCAAACCGUGGAGGUCGUCAAGGAUCUUUUAUGUCUAAAGCAGAUUCAAAAAAGACUGGAAACACAAUUGGUGGCAAGGACAAACCUCAAAAACCGCCAACUUCUUUAAAAUCUAAUAGUAUUGAAACAAAACCAAAUUUGGUUCAUUCUCAAGUAAAAAAAUCUGCAAGUGACAACAGUUUUGUCCAAAGUUGUUCCUGGUCAUCAAUCGUUAACUCUUCGAAUAUAUCUCAAAAGUUGACUGAGAAACAAAGUGCUGUUAAUAAAUUAAUCAAGCCUGUAUUAAAUGUUGAUUCUUCAAUGAAUAAACAGUUAUCGAACACUAUGAAUAAUGGUUACUCAGAAAAAAAUGUUUCUUGCAAAGCUAACACUGUUGUGACUACAAAAGAGGAUCCUUCAAUAAAAAAUGUUGAUGAUUCUAAUAGAGGCGGUUGUUUGGCUUCGGAGAAAUCUCCGAUCUCUAAUUUGGUUAUCAAAAAUACAGAAACAAAUAAACGGAAAAAACCAGAGAAAAACAUUUUGGCUGCUAAAGAAAAUUUAGAAAAUAAAGAAAAUGACCCUUUGAAUUCACAAGGAAAUGUUCGACUUCUGGCUUCAAGUACUGGUUCUAGUAAUGCUUCUUCUGAGGAAACGCCUCGUAAAAGAUUUUAUAAAGAAAAUCUUAUUAUGUGUUACUCACAUAAUUCAAUGGUAUAUGGAGUGGAAUUUAAACGUGAACAUACUCCUCAAAAAAUAUCCGAAUUGUUUGAUGUAUAUGAAAAUAACUAUUCUAAAACAAAAGAAAAGGCAGAGAAAUAUAUUAAAUUGGAAGAUGCAUAUAAAUUGCUCAAAAGGGAUGAGGUUACUGGCAAAACUUUUGAGGAAUUAAUGGUUGCCGAUUCGAAUUACUUUUAUGAGAAAAUUCAUGAUUUGAUUAUGACAAAAGUUAAAUGUUCCACCCAGGAUGGAAAAGAAAAGAUGGUUUAUGUGUCUUCUGAUAUGUACAUUAAAAGAGCUAGGAAGUUUUUGUUUGGUGAAGAAAAACGUGAUGAGGGUCUUGCUUCCGAAGCAAUUUGGGGGGCCUUUGUAAUUGAAGUGGCUUUGUUUUACAAGGAGUUUAAGAUUUUGCUUAAAAGCCAUAAUUCGUCGCAGACUUUAGCACGUUUUGCCGCUGAAUGGUACUAUAAACAAUACCCUUCCACACAUUUCAGAAGUAUCAUCAGACACAUGAAUAAAGCUCAUCAGAAUUACUACACGGGGAAUGCAAGCACGGAAGAAGUAUACGAGUUUUUAGAUUACGUCGAAGACUUUUGCAUGCAUUUCAAAAAAAUUGAUAAAGAAGUUUUCAAAAAGCAUCUUGAGAAAUUUCUUCCAACAGAUAAAGCAACAACAAUCGAUUCUAUUUUUUUGAAUAAAAAGUCUAUUGAGUCGAAAAUUGGUGGUUGUGGUCCUUAUUGGUUUGAGUACGUGGCUACUGAUUAUGAAAUGAAAGAUGAGCAAGACAAUGAACAAUCAAAAGGAAGUGCAGAUGGUGGAGAAUGUUCUACUUCAAUGACUACUGGAGCUGAACGAGCUGGAGGAAGUCAGGUUGCUGGUAGAGGAAGAAAUGAAUGGAUAUCUGGACGUGGUCUACCUGUCUGUGGAAGUAAUGAUUCUACAAGAGGAAGUAAGAGUUGGAAUAAUGUCAUAAGUAGAGGAGCAAUUAAAAGAGGAGGAUCACGUUAA